Messenger RNA from Gopherus flavomarginatus (Mexican gopher tortoise), 2770 nucleotides. RefSeq lists its product as uncharacterized. Bases 17 to 997 code for a protein of 326 amino acids. The transcript has 6 exons. The record is from RefSeq and is a predicted model, not a curated record. Lineage: Eukaryota; Metazoa; Chordata; Testudines; Testudinidae.
AAAAAUCAAUUCUGACAUGUCAUCUAGUUUUGCCUUCCAGUUUAUGCUGUGUGCACUUAUUACUCUCCAAGUGCACAGUGAUGUGACAACUGUAAAUGAGAUCCUGGGUGGUUUUGUUACAUUUCACCUCGAUUAUCCUGACUUCGAAUACCCUGCUCACAUCACCUGGAAGAAGGGGAAUACAUUGUUACAUAACAGGACAUAUCAUAGGUUAACUAUGUCUUCUAAUGGAACCUUGGCACUUAAGAAUAUAGAGAAAAAGGAUGAAGGACAAUACACAGCGAGUGUAUAUAACAUAACUAGAAAUCUUGUCUACCAAAGAAUUUUUCAACUAUACAUACACGAGCCAACCCAAAUCCCAGCUGUUCAUGUCUCCGGCCACAGUGAUGAGAGAGAUUUACUUUGUGAGAGGGCUAACCGUUCCGGUCUCCGCUUUCAUUGGACGCUGAAUGGACACCCAGUGGACCUGACUGAGACUGAGGAUGAUGGCAAGAGGAUUAUUUUGGCGAAAGAGGUGGCCGGAAAGCUUGACUGUCAGAUUCACCAUAAAAACAGCACCAAUGAGUGUUCUAUCAUAGAACUGAAGUGUAAGGAAAGAGACCUGCUGCAGCAACCUUUGUUCCUUUACACCCUGGCAGCAUGUGGAGGAGGUGCAAUUGUCCUGGCUGUUAUAGCGUCACUGAUAACAUGCUGCUGUCUGAAAAGCAAACAGCAGUUCAUUCCGGUGCCUUCUGAGGAGGAAAAGGAAGAGGGAAUGACGAUGUCAGUCAUCUCCAAUGAAGGAACAAAGAGCCCUCCAAAUGGAGACCACCAUGAGGCACCAUCUGCCCCAGAUGACAGCCCUCCAAACCCUGAAAGCACAGAGACCUGUCAAGACCUUGAGGCAGAGCCCAAGAUGGAGGCAGCCUCUGAGGUGACACCAGAUCCAGAGGUGGUUGUUGACAUCAACAAUGAGGAAUUUCUGUGCGACUCUUUCCCUGAUCCUAUUGAUCCCUGACCAGACACGCUCACUGUACCAUCCUGGAGUCUGGAGGGGCAUCCCCUCUGUAUUCCAUAGUCUCAUUCCAUGUAAGAACUUGUCUGCAAAAUAACUGAAUUAGAGGGGGGAAGUCCACAUGUGCACAGAUUACAGGCCUGCCAAUCUUCUUAAAAACCAUGCUUGGGCACUAUCAUUAGCAAUGGGCAAACAGGUUCAAAUAUUAAUAAGACUCCCCCAACUCCAUGAACAUUUGCCUAUUUAUAAGACUGUGCCUGAGCUAUGAAGCUGUGUGGCAUGCCCUGAAAGGAGCUGGGUAACCCUCGCCCCACCCAUUAUUUUUCAUGUCUUUGCCCCUCUGAGAUUCCUGGCUAGGUACCAGGAUGGACACAACAUUUAAUCUGAGACCAAAACCAGGAUGUGUCAGAAAUUUCCUGGGAAAGCCUAUUCUCAUGAGAUUUCCAGCCAUAUUUUGCAGACUUGAGGUCAAGGAAAGGCUGAGAUAAGCAUUCAUUGUGAUGGGUGCUUAUCUGAACCUGAUCCUUUGCAUUUCACCCAUAACUAGUUAUUAUGUGAUGCUGAGAGAUGUGAACCAGCUGUGAUGGCUGGACAUAUUGGAAGAGGAUGACUUUGGGUCUCCCAGUAUAUUUGUUGCUCAGUAAUGACCAACAGGUGGUUAUAUGUUUUCCCUUCCACUGAUGCUGAUUGCAUAGUGAGAUGAGUGAUUUGCAGCUGGUGUGUCAGUGGGCUGCUUGCCUUUAUCAUAAGUGUUUUCAUGGCAUCCACCUAUGAUUCUGAAAAGGUGGCUAGUGUAAAGCUGAGAGUGUUGAAUGGUGUAGUCCUUAAGGCAUUACUGCCUGAAAUAUAAUGGUCUGGCUACUGCAGGCUGAUUAAGCUGGUCUUCUGUGUGUGCUUGGGCUUUUUCUCCUCUGUUAUCUGCACAGACAGCUGUAGCUUAGAGAAUUCCUUAAGUGGGCUCAUCCUGGAGCCUGCUCAGUAUUAUGCCCAUUGACUUUGCUUGGAAGAGACUUGGGAGUGGAGUAGUGGGGUUUUGAUGGAGACUUGUUAGCAGAGAUAUAUAAAGGGGAAUCAAGGUAGCAGGGGACCCUACAGGCCAGGAGCAAGGAACACUAGAAAACUGCAGGUGAGUCUAUCCUGGGGAGCUGCUGGUUUGGGCUGAGCUAUGUUUGCAGUGUGUGGGGUGGGGGAUGAGUGCUGGGGUGGGUUCAAGAAAUCAAGUUUCCCUUGCUUUGAGAGAGCUGGGGAGAUGAGGGUCAGUUUAAUGUCAAAGCAGGUGAUGCAGUUCAGGGCUGAGCUGCAUUGGCAAAGCUGUGGUGGCUGAGAACAUUGCAUUGCAUUUUCUCUAGUGAAUGCUGUUAUAACCUCCAUUUGGUCACCAUUCACUGAUAUUUGCCACCCCCACCCCACAAAAAAAAAAUCCCCUGGAAACAGAACUGAGUGGUGGUUUGUACACACUUUCUGAUGCGGGCUGCAAGCACCUCAGUAAGGAAACAUUGCCUGUCUCCUGGCCUGGGAGCUGGAGAGAAUGGCACACAAUAGCUGAAGAAUCACUUCACGCAUUUUGAUGGCAAAGGUCUGUAUUGGUGAUGUCACUGGGUAGUUUGUUCCUGUUCUGUUUCCUCUGAUUUUAAGACUCCAUUUAUAAGCUCCUGCAGGUCUAGUAGCAGGGAGGCAAAGGUUCUUAGAUGUCAUGUGCCACAGGUGACUGUUCAACUUUCCAGCUGCUAGGAAACACCCUAUCUGUUAGGCUCAGACUUUCUAUGAUGGGAAAGG